GCGUGGCCGAAGCCCGACUACAUGCAGGAGAAGAUUGAGGCAAAGGCCGUCCGAGAUGGUGGACAGGGAGCCUACCGUGAUCGAACCUAUGAGAUCGUUACACGAUGGACGCAGCACACCAAGAUCGAGUACCGGCCUCACGCGAAGGCUCCGGGAUCGAAAAGCCACAUCAGGUAUGAGAAGUACAGCAAAGCCAAGACGGUCGGACAAGCGCUGAAACUCGGAAGCUAUCCGAUCGACUGGUGCUUCGACUAUGAGCAUGGGUUCAUCAAGGUUGUCGGGGGCAACAUCCGAGACGAGCCCAUCGACAAGUCCAUGGUCGAUGACGACAGCCAGCUGACGGCAGUGGACAAGGCGAUCAUGAAUUGGUACAUGCGCGAGUUGGCCAAGCGCUGUGGCCUGAGGGUGGCAGACCUCCGCAUCGAGCGAG
Messenger RNA from Symbiodinium necroappetens, 430 nucleotides. The record is from the annotation of a GenBank genome assembly. NCBI's taxonomy places the organism in Eukaryota, Dinophyceae, Suessiales, Symbiodiniaceae.